AUUAACGUUAAGGGCUACGCUAUCCUAAAUGUAUAUAGACAACUACAGACCUUAGAGGUUAUCGACUACAUUACCUACCUACUCCCUCUAGUAAAGUGCCUUAUUAAGGGAGACUUUAACGCCUGUUACGACAUGUUUAAGCCUAGGGCCUAG
Molecule: messenger RNA, 153 nt
Organism: Amorphotheca resinae ATCC 22711
Lineage: Eukaryota; Fungi; Ascomycota; Leotiomycetes; Helotiales; Amorphothecaceae
Exons: 1
Source: RefSeq, a predicted model, not a curated record